UUCCCCCCCACACGGCAGUAGUAAGCACAUCUCGUCGGAAUUAAACUUUUAACAUCUGAGCUGGUGGCAGAUUUUGAUUCUCGUGCACUACAACUCGGCGACUUUUUCUGCACACCGAGCCGUGAACAGAGCGCGUGAAGCUGGUGAGCGAGCCCGCGCGCGACAGCUGAGAGUCGGCAGGCGGUCGCGCGAGGUUUGAGCGGAAACGGUUUCAUGGAGAAGCUUCGCGGGCUGUCAGUGGAGGAACGGCGAAGCGAGUAAAGGAGAAUUUGUUUUUUUUUUUUUUUUUUUUACAAAGCCCUACCGGAAUAGCAGGUGAUCCGAGGUUUGACAAUGUAGCUAUUGAGCUCUUUCGCAUAGCCUAAAUGGCUUCUUUGGAUUUACCGGUAUGUGGUGAGAUUGAGGCGCAGCGACCGCGACAUUUUAACCGAACAAUUGAACUAUUUUGGACAAAUCCGACAGAAAACACGACCUCUAUUUACACCAAUUUAAGGCAUGUUACCUUCACCCCAGGUGUGUUUGUCCACCCUGGUUACGGUCAGCACGAUGGCUGUGCUUGACCUCUAUCUCCUGGAACAGAGCAUGCUUGGCCGUGGGAGUAGGUCUUGGCCAGCUACAUGGGCAUGCACCGCUGUGGCCCUUGGUGACCUGGGUUUCCUGCUGGCACUUCGCUUUGUGUCGGCUGGCGUUGCAUCGGAGGCACGCUCGCCACGGCGUGCCUUUGCCAGCGCUCUCUGGUUCCUGUUUCUAUCCUUGCUGGAGCUCAAGCUUUUCUUUGUGUGCCAGAACUACAGGCAUGAACGGCGGCCAGCUGACCCACUGGCACGCAAAACACUCACGCUUCUGCUCUCUGUGGGGCUUCCCUCGCUUUUUCUAGUACUGACUGGAGCUGAGCACGUAACUCCGGCUCACCGGAAGCAGGAAGUUCGUGCCAGGCUCCUUUGGGUGGCCCUUGACCUGCUAGAUGUGCUGGACUUGCAGGCUGGCCUGUGGGAAGAAGCACAAAGUAGUGCUUUAGUCCCACUAUGGGUUGAUGGUGUUAUCUUCUUCUAUUGCUAUGUGCUACUGCUUCUCUUGCCCUGUGUCUCACUCACUGAGCUAGCACUUCCAGGACUGAGGCGGGCACGCAGGGAAGCUGUAUACCCAUGGCUCAGUCUGUUUGCCAUUAAUGUGAUGACACUGGCGCUCAGGGCUGUGGGUGUACUCUGGUACAGGGACCCAAGGAUAUCCACAGUGUUCGUAGGGAAGAAUGUACUGGCACUGGUUGUUAAGCUUAGAUCAGCUUGGGAUAUGCACAGAAACAGUAGCGGCGAGGGACAGGGAGAAGGGGGUGAUGGUGGAGGGAGAAACCAGCGCUUGGGGAUAGAUGCGGAGCAAGUGGAGCAAGGACAGAGUGGCACAACUCCAUCCACCCGGGACCACACACUCUUGCGGACUCAUGGCCAAAGCCAUAUACGGCUGGAUCAUGCUGAGAGCUCCCUGGGGUCUGCCUACAUUUCACAGGAGCUCUAGAUGGACAGAUCAGCCACUGUGAAUAAGCAACAAUAAAAGACUUAACUUUUUGGUCACCAGUUGUCCUUCCUGUCUGGGUUUUGGCCAGAAACAAGUAAUAACUCAUCUUUUUGAGCACGCAUUCUACUAGUGCGAGUUCUAUUCUGAUUUUGCUUUGUUUUUUAUUGUAUGGAGAGAGUCAUUUCUUUUAUCCAUUGCCUUUCUGGGCCUAAAAUACAGUAUUUCAUUUAAAGGCAAAGAAUCAUUUAGUCCCUGUUCCGUGUUUACCAUUGGUAAAAAAUACCAUUAUUACUUUUUUUUUUACCAUUAGUAUUUUCCUGAUGGAUUAUACACAAUGCAUUUGUAUGUUCCCAAAAUUACUUUUCACCAUUUUAUUACAUAGUGCUUCUCUUGAUCUUUAACAUCAGUUGCAUAAAUAAGCAUUACCUUCAGUGGGAGUUUAAAGUUUUUGUGCUAGUUAAGUAUUAACCGUCCUCUUCAUUUUUAAUAUUAGUUUUAUCAUGGCAGUCUGCAAGUUGCUAUACACUUCCUUUUCUCAUAGGCAAAAUUACACAGAAUCAAUUAUAUUUCAGCAUUUUAAUUAGGUGAGAUAUAACUAUUAAACCAUUAAGCUACCACGAUGACUAAUCUUACAUUUACGCCAUAGCCAAUCUUGUCUUCGUAUUUUAGUCCUGUUAGAUCUGUGCUUCGUAACAGUGAGGAAUAUACACAUAAGA
Molecule: messenger RNA, 2228 nt
Organism: Clarias gariepinus (North African catfish)
Lineage: Eukaryota; Metazoa; Chordata; Actinopteri; Siluriformes; Clariidae
Gene: tmem265
Product: transmembrane protein 265
Exons: 2
Coding region: 496-1512 (338 amino acids)
Source: RefSeq, a predicted model, not a curated record